Messenger RNA from Onthophagus taurus, 1738 nucleotides. Its product is annotated as nudC domain-containing protein 1. The record is from RefSeq and is a predicted model, not a curated record. NCBI's taxonomy places the organism in Eukaryota, Metazoa, Arthropoda, Insecta, Coleoptera, Scarabaeidae.
UCAAAGUAAACAUAACCCUACAUAACCUAUAAAUAUUGUUUUCUUUUUUAAAUCUUUUGUAAUGGGGCCUAAAAUAUUAGAUUUCAAACCAAACAGGCAGUUUAUAAAUCCAGAAUUUGAUGGUUAUAAAUUAUCCCUCCAAGAAAUAAUUACAUCUAAGCAUGAAUUGGAAGCAAAAGUUCAUAGAGCAAUCCCAAAUUCGUUACAAUAUGGGUAUCUUCACGCAAAACUCUUUAGUACACACAACCAUUUGAUAGGACGUACGAUAAAUGAUUAUGAUUUCGUAUAUUUUGUGAACAAUGAUUUUAAAAUUCAGAAAGUGGUUUAUGAUCCUUCUGCAAGUAAUGAAAUCGAGUUAAUCAAUGUGUUUCAAAUCCCAAAAGAAAGACCAUCAGAAAAUGGAGACUACAAUGUUAGCUUUAAAUUUGUUAAUGACAAAUUUGCGGUUGUUUCUGAUGGAAUGGGAUUGAUUUACAUUGUUGAAAUAAAUGGGGAUAUUGAAAAAUGGGAUGUUGUUUUUUCUGAGGAAGUUUUAAUUGGGGAUAAAAAGUUCAUUGUACAAGAUGUAAAAAUGAAUGAGAAUAAAUUAUAUUGUUUGCUGUACAGCAUAAGUACUGGUGAUAAUAAAGAUCGAUUUUUGAAUGUUUUAAAUUUGAUUACUCUAUCUAAAGAUGGGGAUGUUUGGGGACAAACUGGUAUUAAGGAAUUACGAGGUGGUGGUAGUCUUCAUUAUGCUGAAAUUGAUUCAUUAUGUAAAGGGAUUUACAUUGCUGGUGAAAAAAGUUUUAAAUUUACGUUGGAUUCUGAUAAUCCAAUAAAAAUUGAUUCAAAAGAUUCAAAUAAAAAAUCAUAUUUAUGGUUACAAACGACGGAAAAUAUAAAAAUUCAAUUUAAAACUUUUGGUACAUUUGAAUCAUCUGACGUUGUCAUUAACUCAACAACAAACACAAUCGAUUGCAGUUUUAAAGGAAACACAUUUUUACAAGGAACAUUAUUUGAUAACAUAAAUCCAAGUUCAACAAAUUGGGUGCUUUCAGGUGAUUUAAUAGAAAUAACCCUAGUAAAAGCAAUUAAUAACCAGGUAUGGCAAGAAUUAAUUCCUGGUGAUGAAAGUGGUGAAUAUCUCACAGAUCCAGCUUUAGCAGCAGAAAUUCAUGAAAAACUUUCACAUUUAUGUAGUGAUAAAGAAGAAAAUGUGCCUGUUGGAAAUACAUUUAGCAGUGAACAUGUUGAAGAAUGCGAUUUUGAAGGAGAUACUUAUUGCGUUUUUGAAAGAUUAUGUUUUACUUCACAUUUAGUAACACAUCGUUACAAUAUGGAUAGUCAUAAAAUGGUGCUUGUCGUAAAAGGAAAUGAUGUAAAUGGAAUUGGACUAAGACAUGAUGUUGACACUUAUUUGUGGCAACCAAUUUUAGAAAAUGAUGAAUUUUCCUUAAAACAUUUUGGAACGUUAAAUGCGUUUGGCUAUGUUGAAGCAUCAAAACAGCAAAAGAAAUUUACAGCGUGCGCCCCUGAUUUAAGUUAUUCUGUUAUUUGCGAAUCAAAUAGACAUGUUUUUAUUUACAGGCAGAAAAAAAGCGUUGAAAGUGGUAGCUUAAGAAAUAGAAUGACAGGAAGGCAAGUUGGGUUUAUUGCUCAACAGCAAGUUAUUAACAUUUUUGAUGAAAUAAUUGGUGUUUUUGCUUCAAAUUGUAAUCUUUUUUUGUUAACAUACAAAAAAAGAGCUGAUGUAGAUUAG